Messenger RNA from Penicillium brevicompactum, 264 nucleotides. RefSeq lists its product as uncharacterized. The coding region runs from base 1 to 264 and encodes 87 amino acids. NCBI's taxonomy places the organism in Eukaryota, Fungi, Ascomycota, Eurotiomycetes, Eurotiales, Aspergillaceae. The transcript has a single exon. The record is from RefSeq and is a predicted model, not a curated record.
AUGGAGGAAACUGUCCUUACCGACCGCAAGAAGAUUAUCGAAUGGUGGCUAGCCAAUCCCGUGCUCCCGGGCUCGCGGCCCCAUUCGUUCCCCGUUUCACGGGGCUGGAUCAUGUGUAUACUGACAAACACUGAAACUGUCAAGCCGAAGAACAUGAGGUUCAAACCUAAGAAGGAAAGGCAAGCUAGCACAUGGGAUUGGGGCAUGUUGCGCACGACGUACCGCUGCGAGGCACAGCACCCGGAGACAACAUGGUGCUCGUGA